AUGGCUCCCGAACGCAUCGAUUCGUCUCGCAAGCGCCCCAAUCGCCUGGAGGAAGCUAUCACCAACCCCGGCGCUGUCAAGAUCAACGUCAAGGGCGCUUUCAUUGUCGACGACGAGCCACGAUCCCGGAGUCCCGUCGAAGCAGAGGGUGUACACUAUGAGAAUAAGGAUAUCCGACUUCCGCACCACACCGGCGUGGUGAGCCAUGUGGCUGUCGAUAGAGAGAGACCAAGGCUGACGGACGGGGUGGUACAGAUUGGCGGAACACUGGCGAAGCUUGUAUAUUUUACGCGAGAGCUGAACUCGGAGGAUAAUGGCGGCCGACUCAAUUUCCUCAACUUCGAGACCCAUCGGAUCGACCUGUGCAUCAAUUUCAUCAGACAGCUCAAGGAGGAGCAUGAAAAGCGCAACAGUUCCAAGCGGGAUGAGCUAUGUGUCGUUGCGACCGGCGGUGGUGCCUAUAAAUACUACGACAGGCUGAAGGAUGAGCUCGGUGUUAACAUUCUACGCGAAGAGGAGAUGGAAUGCUUGAUCAUUGGUCUCGACUUCUUCAUCACCGAGAUUCCAAACGAAGUGUUCACCUAUAGCGAUGCCGACGCUGAGCCGAUGCAAUAUGCCGAGGCCCGGCCCGACGUGUACCCAUACCUCCUAGUCAACAUUGGCUCUGGUGUCUCCAUGAUCAAAGUAUCCGGCCCGAAACAAUUCGAACGUGUAGGAGGAACACAUCUCGGUGGAGGAACGUUCUGGGGUAUCAUGUCCUUGUUGACCGGCUCGCGAACCUUCGACGACAUGCUGGCCAUGGCCGACCGCGGAGACAACAGCGCAGUGGACAUGCUCGUCGGAGAUAUAUAUGGCAUGGAUUACAGCAAAAUCGGGUUGAAGAGCACAGCCAUUGCUAGUACCUUCGGCAAGGUGCUUCGCUUGAAGAACGAUGCCGAGCAAGGGGCCGAAGACGGCGAAGGAUUGAUCCACGGCGACCCGAAUGAGCCCAGCCAUGGACCCAAGCCCAAUCCGGAAGAUAUGAGUCGGAGUUUGCUUUACGCUAUCAGUAAUAAUAUUGGUCAGAUCGCAUAUCUGCAGUCGGAAAAGCACAGCGUGAAACACAUCUACUUCGGAGGCUCAUUCAUCCGAGGUCACCGACAGACCAUGAACACACUCUCAUAUGCCAUCCGCUUCUGGUCGAAGGGCGAAAAACAAGCCUACUUCCUGCGCCACGAGGGCUAUCUCGGCGCCGUUGGGGCUUUCAUCCAACGCCAGCCGCAGAACUGGGGUCGCAGAAACAGUGUCGACGACGUGGUUGCUCCGCAGGCGGUCCGCAACCUCGUUAAAAAUAACAAUGCGCUCAAUUCUCACAGCAGGUCGUCCAGUGAUUUAUGA
Penicillium brevicompactum is the source of this 1377-nucleotide messenger RNA. RefSeq names its product pantothenate kinase. Gene Ontology annotation, molecular function: ATP binding; pantothenate kinase activity. The record is from RefSeq and is a predicted model, not a curated record. The transcript is spliced from 4 exons. Gene Ontology annotation, biological process: coenzyme A biosynthetic process. NCBI's taxonomy places the organism in Eukaryota, Fungi, Ascomycota, Eurotiomycetes, Eurotiales, Aspergillaceae. Gene Ontology annotation, cellular component: cytosol; nucleus. Bases 1 to 1377 code for a protein of 458 amino acids.